AUAAUGUCACUCACUACUGCGCUGCUAUUGUCGCAACUAGCUAAUAAUCCACUCCAAUCCCUUCUACUGACAUUCAUUCUUGUCCCUGUCCUAUACGUCAUCGGCAAUGAAUAUGUUCGAUAUUCGCGACGCAUAAAGGGUUUUUCUGGACCUACAAACUGGCCGUUGGUGGGCAACAUCCCGGAUAUCAAAUACAACGCUGCGGAAAAGUAUCGGGAAUGGAGCAAGGUUUUUGGGCCUGUGUACCAGAUACAGCUUGGCAACGAACCGGUGAUUGUGGUGAAUGGCGCAGACGCUGCGAAGAAGAUAUUUGGUGGGAAUAGUCAAGCACUAAGCUCAAGGCCGGUAUUCUGGACUUUCCACAAGGUGCUCUCAAACACUGCGGGUACGACCAUUGGAACAUCGCCAUUCAACGAUUCUCUCAAGCGUCGGAGAAAGGGUGCUGCUUCUGCACUGAAUAAGCCUUCGAUUGCGACAUACGUGAAUUAUCUCGACCUCGAGACGAAAGAGUUUAUCAAAGAUGGUUUCGAAUCAGGCAAUGCUGGCACAGUUGGGGUGGAUCCAAUGCCUAUGAUUGAACGGCUUUCUCUGUCGCUGGCAUUGACGCUAAACUGGGGAACACGGAUGAGCAGUCGACAUGACCCCAUGUUCCAUGAGAUUUGUGAAGUCGAGGCUGCGGUAUCAAAGUUUCGAAGCACCACUGGCAACCUGCAAGACUACAUUCCCAUACUGCGGUUGAACCCCUUCAGCUUGGGCACCAAGUCGGCGAAAGAGUAUCGUAGUCGCAGAGAUGUGUACUUGACCAAGCUGAACCGCGAUCUGGACCAACGCAUGGAGAAGGGCACCCACAAGCCGUGCAUCCAAGCGAAUAUCAUCCAGGACAAAGAAGCCGCUCUGAACAAGGAGGAAUUGACAUCGAUUAGUCUGACAAUGCUGUCGGGAGGACUGGAUACGAUCACGACAUUGGUUCAGUGGAGUGUCGCUUUGCUAGCCCAAAGACCAGACAUCCAAGAAAAGGCCAUCAAGGAGAUCCGGAAGUUCUACUCGGCGGACGAGCCCCUGGCUGAUGCGCAUGACGAUCAAAAGUGUGGAUACAUUGUCGCACUGGUUCGAGAGUGUUUGCGAUACUAUACAGUCUUGCGACUGGCGCUUCCGCGGGCCACCGUAAAGGACAUAAGAUAUGAGGGCAAGUUGAUUCCGGCGGGCAGCACCAUAUAUCUGAAUGCAUGGGCGUGCAACAUGGACCCAGAAGUGUGGAGUGAUCCAGACGAGUUCCGCCCAGAGCGCUGGCUCGAACAGCCCGAUGCGCCGCUGCAUACAUAUGGCCUGGGCUACAGGAUGUGUGCCGGGUCGCUACUGGCCAAUCGAGAACUGUACCUGGUAUUCCUAAGGAUGCUGAACAGCUUCGAGCUUGUCCAGGAUUCGGACGUGGACGUGCAUCCUGUCCGAGGCAGCGCAGACCCUACCAGCCUGGUGACAAUGUGCCGACACUACCAGGUGAUUUUCAAGCCACGCAACGUGCAGGCGCUGCGUGAGGCGUUGAAGGCAGCAGAUGAGCGGUUGGCGGAUUACGCCAAGGUGUAGUUGGGGGAUUGGCGAUGUUGUAGUAGUCGUGGUGGUGGUGGUAGUGUUUGGGUGGCUACAGAUUGAUGUGAAAGAGCGGAGGGAU
This is a messenger RNA of Exserohilum turcica Et28A, 1669 nucleotides long. RefSeq lists its product as uncharacterized. The coding region runs from base 4 to 1584 and encodes 526 amino acids. Gene Ontology annotation, molecular function: heme binding; iron ion binding; monooxygenase activity. The record is from RefSeq and is a predicted model, not a curated record. Lineage: Eukaryota; Fungi; Ascomycota; Dothideomycetes; Pleosporales; Pleosporaceae. The transcript is spliced from 3 exons.